GUCAUUCAGUAAUCUCCGCAGCCAAAUCACAUUUCCCGGCGGAAUAGAUAAUUUUUAGAUUACAAUCGAAUAGUAUAUUAUCCUCAUUUUAGUAAACAGUUUGUUUUAAUUACAAAACCAGAAAUGUUUGUGCGUCGAGCCUUUCAAGUUGUCAACUACCGAUUUCACGCUCUACGAACCUAUUGUAGCGAACCAAGCCGGAUUGAAAAAACCGUAAACACAGUCUCCUUACUAGGGCGCAUAGGCGCAGAUCCACAGAAACGAGGUAACGAUGCCCACCCUGUGGUCACAUUUUCUCUGGCCACACAUUCCAACUACCGCUACGAAUCUGGUGACUGGAUGCAGAAAACAGAUUGGCACAGAGUAGUGGUAUUCAAACCGGCGCUGCGUGAUUCGGUGAUGAACUAUCUGCGUAAAGGUCAGAGAGCUAUGGUCACAGGUAAAAUCAGUUACGGAGAGAUAACAGAUCAAGAAGGAAAACAGCGAUCAACCACUAGCAUAAUUGCCGACGAAGUUAUCUUCUUACAAAACCAAAACUAGUCGGGCUAAUGUUUUCGAUUAAUAAUUAAAUUAACUCUAUAUAUAAAGCCAUAUUCUCUGGAAAGAUACAAUGUUACAAGAACACGAAUAAAUUGGGUUUUGAUUAUGAUUGUAUA
This is a messenger RNA of Topomyia yanbarensis, 656 nucleotides long. RefSeq names its product single-stranded DNA-binding protein, mitochondrial (gene mtSSB). The transcript has 3 exons. Gene Ontology annotation, molecular function: single-stranded DNA binding. Gene Ontology annotation, cellular component: mitochondrial nucleoid. The record is from RefSeq and is a predicted model, not a curated record. The coding region runs from base 124 to 540 and encodes 138 amino acids. Gene Ontology annotation, biological process: mitochondrial DNA replication; positive regulation of helicase activity. Lineage: Eukaryota; Metazoa; Arthropoda; Insecta; Diptera; Culicidae.